Puma concolor (puma) is the source of this 3441-nucleotide messenger RNA. Lineage: Eukaryota; Metazoa; Chordata; Mammalia; Carnivora; Felidae. The record is from RefSeq and is a predicted model, not a curated record.
AGCUUGUGCCAGAUGAGUGACAUCCCUGACCUGUCCCAGCAUAUCAACCUAGCCUUGACCAGAGCAUGGCCUGCAGAAUAUAGUGAAACUGCUGAAAUCUGCACAUCUGGACAUAGAAACAGGACUAGGGGUCACAGACAUUCACACAUCACUCGCCUCAGCCUGCCUGGUGUUACUCUCCCCACGAGGCAUGUAAGGCAGUCCUCAGUCCAGGACACCUGGGCCCCAACCUCAGAAGUUGAGGCCAAAAGAGCAUGCAAGUGGCUCCGAGCAACAGGAUUCCCUCAAUAUGCUCAGCUUUUUGAAGAAGGUCUGUUUCCCCUGGAUAUUGGCUCUGUGAAGAAGGACCACGGUUUUCUGGACAAGGACUCUUUGGGGGCCCUGUGCAGAAAGCUGAUGACCUUGAACAAUUGUGCCUCGAUGAAACUGGAAGUUAAUUUUCAAUGCAAGCAGAAUGAAGACUCAGAAGAGGAAGAGCAGUGUACCAUCAGCAACCACUGGGCUUUCAAGCGUGAAAGUAAAUGUUGGUCUCGUGUAGGCUCCUCUGACCUACUGGCCCCACCAAGCCCUGGCCUGCCAGUGACCUCCAGCUGUGAGAGCGUCCUCACUGACCUUAGUGCCACUUCCCUGCCAGCCAUCACUGUGAGCCUAUUGCCCGAGCCAGCAGACCUGCCCUUGCUAAGCUGUGCCCCCAGACCAAAUGACCAGCCAUUCCUCAGCCCCACCCAGGGCCAAGAGGGUCUCCAGGACAAAGCCAAGAAGUGCCGUUCUCGUAGCUUCCUUAAGCACCUUGAUUCUCUGAGGCGGAAGGAAAAGGGUGGCAGCCAGCAAACAGAGCCUGAGCGUAGCCCAGCCACCUCAAAGACCACCAAAGCCUCCUCUUUCUGCAGUCGCCGUGGCUUCCUCUCAGCUGGAUUCUAUAGGGCCAAGAAUAGGACAGCCACCUCAGCUGGUGACAGUGGCACUAAGGCUCAGAGGGCUUGGGAAGCCUGGCCUGUGGCCAUGUUUCGGCAUCCUCAGCAGGUGCACCGGGGUGACUGCCUCGUGCAUGUGCCCAGGGACCACAAACCAGGCACAUUCCCUCGCUCCCUGUCCAUUGAGAGCCUAUUUCCUGAGGAUGGACACCGCCUGGCAGAUUGGCAGCCAGGUAGGCCCUGGGGCUAUGAAGGGCGCCGGGGCUCCUGUGGCUCCACAGGCAGCCAUGCCAGCACCUAUGACAACAUGCCUGAGCUAUACCCAGCUGAGCCUGUACUGGCUGGGGCUGAAGCUGAAGAUGAGGAGGGUGGGGGCAACUACGCCCACCUAGAUGACAUUCUCCAGCAUGUGUGGGGGCUGCAGCAACGGGUAGAGCUCUGGUCUCAGGCCAUCUACCCAGACCUGGGGACUAGAGAUAAGGAAGAGGAAGAAGAGGAGGAGGUCACUUCAGUAAAAGUAGCCACAGUUGAGGUUGAAAGGCAGUCUGAGUCUCUGGCCCAAUUAGAGGCUCUGACCCAUAGAGAGUCCUCAGCUCUGGGCCAGGCUGAUGUUCAUCCAGUAGUCCCAGCUCAGGUUCAAGCUCAGGCUCAGGCUGAGCCCCUGGAACAGGCACAGGCCAAGGCCCCACACCCAGCCCAGGAUAAUGAGCAGGAGGCAAAUUCAGGUGGGGAACCAACCUCUGCCUCCAGCCUGUCUGUGGAAGAAGGACACUCCAUUUAUGACACUGUGGCCUCCUCCAGUGAACUGGACAGUAGCGGAAACUCUGUGAAUGAGGCUGAGGCUGCAGGCUCACCAGCUGGACUUCAGGCAUCAGCACCACGUGAACGACGAGAUUCAGGUGUUGGGGCCUCACUGACUAGACCGUGCAGGAAGCUCCGUUGGCACAGCUUCCAGAACUCCCACCGGCCUAGCCUCAACUCAGAGUCACUGGAGAUCAACCGGCAGUUUGCUGGCCAGAUCCACCUCCUGCACAAGGGCUCACUGCUGCGGCUCACUGCCUUCAUGGAGAAGUACACUGUGCCCCACAAACCAGGAUGGGUCUGGUCAGUGCCCAAGUUCAUGAAAAGGAAUAAGACCCCAGACUACCGGGGCCAGCAGGUGUUUGGGGUGCCACCCCUCAUCCACGUGCAGCGCACAGGCCAGCCACUGCCACAGAGCAUUCAGCAAGCCAUGCGCUACUUGCGCAGCCAGUGCCUGGACCAGGUGGGCAUCUUCCGCAAGUCUGGGGUGAAGUCCAGGAUCCAGAACCUGCGCCAAAUGAAUGAGACCUCCCCUGACAAUGUUUGCUAUGAGGGCCAGUCGGCCUAUGAUGUGGCUGACCUGCUGAAGCAGUAUUUCCGGGACCUACCAGAGCCUAUCUUCACCAGCAAGCUCACCACCACUUUCCUGCAGAUCUACCAGCUCCUCCCCAAGGAUCAAUGGUUGGCAGCAGCACAAGCCGCCACCUUGUUGCUCCCUGAUGAGAACCGAGAGGUCCUACAGACCCUGCUCUAUUUCCUAAGUGACAUUGCCUCUGCUGAAGAAAACCAGAUGACAGCUGGCAACCUAGCAGUGUGCCUGGCACCUUCCAUCUUCCACCUCAACGUCUCCAAGAAGGAUGGCACCUCACCCAGGAUCAGGAACAAACGCAGCAUCGUUGGCCGGCCAGGCCCUAGGGACCUGAGUGAGAACAUGGCUGCUACUCAGGGCCUAUCACACAUGAUCAAUGACUGCAAGAAACUUUUCCAAGUUCCCCAGGACAUGGUGCUGCAACUGUGUGGUUCCUACAGUGCAGCUGAGCUCAGCUCUCCUGGCCCAGCUCUGGCUGAACUGCGGCAGGCCCAAGCUGCAGGCAUGAGCCUGAGCCUCUACAUGGAAGAAAGUGUCCAAGAGCUGCUGCGUGAUGCUGCUGAGCGCUUCAAGGGCUGGAUGAGUAUGCCAGGGCCCCAGCACACGGAGCUGGCUUGCCGGAAAGCGUCCGAUGGGCAUCCCCUGCGUGUGUGGAAGGUGUCCACAGAGGUAGCAGCCCCUCCGGCUGUAGUGCUGCACCGUGUUCUGCGGGAACGGGCCCUCUGGGAUGAGGACCUGCUGCGGGCCCAGGUGUUGGAAGCCCUGAUGCCGGGUGUGGAGCUGUACCACUAUGUCACUGACAGCAUGGCACCCCAUCCUUGCCGCGACUUUGUGGUGCUCCGGAUGUGGCGCUCCGACUUGCCCCGUGGUGGCUGUCUGCUUGUCUCCCAGUCCCUGGAUCCCGAGCAACCUGUGCCAGAGUCAGGGGUGAGGGCCAUGAUGCUCACUUCCCAGUACCUCAUGGAGCCUUGUGGCUUGGGCCGCUCCCGGCUCACUCACAUCUGCCGUGCUGAUCUCAGGGGCCGUUCUCCUGACUGGUACAACAAAGUCUUUGGGCACCUGUGUGCCAUGGAAGUGGCAAAGAUCCGGGACUCCUUCCCCACCCUGCAGGCAGCUGGCCCUGAGACAAAACUGUGA